Molecule: messenger RNA, 2646 nt
Organism: Striga hermonthica
Lineage: Eukaryota; Viridiplantae; Streptophyta; Magnoliopsida; Lamiales; Orobanchaceae
Source: the annotation of a GenBank genome assembly
AUGGCAAGCAUAAGAGCUCCAGCAACUAAGAAAACUACAACUCUUACUGUGGCUGUUAAAUGUCGGCCAUUAACUGAGAGAGAACGUGGCCGAAAUAUAGUAAGAGUGCACGAUGACAAGGAAAUACUUUUACUGGAUCCUGAUCUUUCAAAGGACUACCUAGAUCGUGUACAAAAUCGUAGCAAGGAGAGGAGAUACACUUUUGAUUAUGCAUUUGGCCCCGACUAUUCCAAUUCGGGUGUCUAUGAAAGAAGUGUACGAUCCACAAUUGUUGGGGUUGUCCAAGGUCUCAAUGCCACUGUAUUUGCUUAUGGUUCCACUGGGAGCGGCAAGACAUAUACCAUGGUUGGAACUCAAGAUGACCCUGGACUAAUGGUUCUAAGCUUAAAUACAAUAUUUGAUCUUAUUGAGGAAGAAAAUUGUUCUGAUGAUUUUGAAGUUACUUGCUCAUACCUUGAAGUCUACAAUGAGGUCAUUUACGACUUGCUUGAAAAAUCAUCAGGUCAUCUGGAACUAAGGGAAAAUCCAGAACAAGGAAUACUUGUUGCUGGCCUAAGAAGAAUCAAGGUGAAUUCAGCUGAUAGGAUUCUUGAACUAUUGAACUUGGGGAACAGUAGGCGAAAAACUGAAAGUACAGAGGUUAAUGGAACUUCCUCACGCUCACAUGCAGUUUUGGAGAUAAGUGUAACAAGAAAACAACAUAAACAAUAUCCCAAGCAGAUUAUCAGAGGAAAACUUGCACUUGUCGAUCUUGCUGGCAGCGAACGAGCAUCUGAAACAAAUAAUGCUGGCCAGAAAUUGAGAGACGGCGCCAAUAUAAACAGAUCACUUCUUGCUUUGGCGAACUGCAUAAAUGCUUUGGGCAAGCAGCAGAAGAAGGGUCUCGCGUAUGUGCCAUAUCGGAAUAGCAAGUUGACGCGGAUUCUUAAAGAUGGUUUGAGUGGCAAUUCUCAGACAAUAAUGGUUGCUACCAUCUCACCAGCUGAUAAUCAGUAUCACCAUACAGUCAAUACUUUGAAGUAUGCUGACCGGGCAAAGGAAAUAAAGACACAUAUUCAGAAGAAUAUUGGCACCAUCAAUGCUCCUGUAUCAGACUACCAGAAGAUCAUCGACAAUCUUCAGAGUGAGGUUGGUCGCUUGAGAAAGGAAUUAGCAGAAAAGGAGUCACAACUUAAUUCUAAGCAUACUGAGAGAUCACCGGAUGAUGAAAUAUCCUGGUUAAACUCAUUGAGCCAAGAAACCAGUGAAAAUGUGCUGGAGAGGAUAAAUUUACAGAAGGCUUUAAUCGAACUUGAAGAAACUAACCUUUGUAACCGAAAGGAACUCCAACAUCUUGAUGAUGCUAUUGCAAAACAGCAGGUUAUCGAAAAUGACGGAGCUGUAGUGCAGGCUUUGCAAGCAAGACGUCAAAUGAUUCUUGAUAACAUUCGUGAUAAUGAUGAGCUUGGUGUUGGUUACCAGAAGGAAAUUGAAGCUAAUGAGCAGUGCCGGUGUCAACUACAGGAUAUGAUUGAUGAAGCCAUUAGGAAUAACGGCAACAAAACAUACUUAAGCAUCUUGAGCCAGUACCGACUGCUGGGAAUAAGUAACACCGAACUUCAAUUCGAAAUCGCAAUAAGGGACCAAAUUAUUAACAGCCAAAGAGAAGCACAGAGAAACUUAUGGAACCUGCUCACAAGCUUUGGGCUCAAUGAGAAGCAGAUUGUGGAGCUUGGAGCAAAGCAAGGAAUCACAGUUGAGGACUUUCAGAUGACACCACCAGCAGAUGUGCUGUCAAAUAUGAAGUAUGAAGGAAACAACACUCCCUUACACUGUACCACAUUCAAAGGCCAACCUUGUGCCUUAUCACCUUGCUUCUUUCCUCAAGACCGGGAAUUGAGUUCAAGAUGCUUUCCUCAUGCAUUUUUCAGAGAGGAGCUCCAUGCUUCGUAUUAUUAUGUCUGUCAUGGGUCGUCCCCGCCAGGCAAUCAGCAGUGGCAGUCAGGCUCUUGUUAUGGUGUCAUUGAUGGGACGGGAUGUGGUUUGCUUCCAUAUGACCAAAGUGUUAUUUCGGCUUCAUCUUAUGGGAGCAGCUGUCGGGCACGACAGCAGGAUGCAUUGGCAGUAACUAAUAGGAAAGACAUAAACAUGAAAUCUUACGUCGGAACGAGUACCAUGUGGGACCCGUGUAAAGUUGCCCAACAACGUUGUACGGGCACUGCGCGUGUUGUCCGUCUAUGGGCGUUGCAGGAGAUGUCGCGCUCUGGGCGUGAUUCUCACGCGUGUGGUACGGCGUCUGCGAGAAACUCGUGUGCCAACCUGCAAGUCCAGCGCUUGUGCGUGGCUUCAUCUAGCCUACCACUGUCGCCUGUCUGUCGACCUUUCGCUCCUGGAAGGCAUCAUCGUCGACGCCAGCUCUUCUCCAUGCAUAAUCCCUCGGCGGCGAUGAUCGACUAUGCCCCGUGGCGGUCUCCUGCGCCGGCCCCCGAUUAUGACAUCCCCCGUCGUCCGCAUUGUCCCCCCUUGUCCCUUGCCCGCCGCCGUCCUCCCGCUUGGCUCCGCUCCUUACAUUCCCCAAGCACUGUAUCCGGAGGGCGCGUCUGCGACUUUAUCCUCCCUCCCCGUUGCCAUAUCCACUCGCCGUCGGUCAAUCUGAAUUGCAAUUAA